CUUCCGUCUCGCUGCGCCGGCCUCACAAUCGCAGAAAGCGGGCGAGAUCGCCGCCAGAGCCGCCUCUUUGUAUGGGCCCGGAGUGGCAACGGCUCCACCGCUUCCCGCUCCUCACGGUCAGCGCGGCGGUCGCUGGAGUCUCACCGAACGCCAAUGCAUCGUGGACUGCCCAUCAUGAUGGCAGCACGGGCGGCAUGUUCCUCUUCAACUCAUCUACCAACGCCACCAAGACCCUGCUGGAUUCGCCGGCGCAGCAAGCGCUCUCGACCCGACUGGCAGACGGGGAGGCGCGUCGCAACGUGGUCGCGGGCAACGCGGUCGAGGGCGUGGAAGAGCGCAAGUGCCGCCGCCUCUGCGAACGCCUGAAGUCGAAGCGCGUACUCCCCUCGCCGGCACCCCAGUCGGUGCAGCGCGCUUGGCUGCAGAGCACCAUCGCGGCGCUCCCGUCGCCCGAGAUGCCCGUUGCGGAGCCACUGCGGUCCACCGACCUGCUGCCGCCGCAGUCCGCGUCGCCACCGCCGCCACUCGGCCGCGCUGCGGCUUCUCUCGGCCGCCGCCGCCGCAGGCAGCGGCCGCCGCCGCUUCAGGUUCCUCACGACCUCGAGGGAGGCAGGGAGGCACCGUUCUGAGCUCGCUGUCGCCGCUGCCGUGACUGCUCCGAGCACGCGGCGUAGAGGGGGCUACUAGGCGCCUGUGCAGUGCGGCUGUCGGGCUCUGGUUGGUCGAGUCUGUGAUGCGGCACCUGGGCUCUCGGCGGGGCGCGCGGCGCACGGCCACGGGUGGAGAGCCCCGCCACGAGAGAGCCAGAGAGGAGAUGCAGCAGGUUUCUGCGCAUCACAUCGACCUGUACCGGCUACCGGGCCUUGGCGCCUCUGCCUGGCUCGCUGCUACAUUUUCCGCAUUGGCCAGCCAUACGUACACGCACAACAUCCCCUCGGCCGAGGCCAAGACAAAAAGCUAUCGUGAUCUGUGGAAGGAGCGCGAGCUCUACUCCAGUAAUCGCAGCUGCACAGCAUCCGUUGGCAACGUGUCAACAAGAAAGAAUGUAAGGAUGGUAACAACAAGAG
This is a messenger RNA of Emiliania huxleyi CCMP1516, 1067 nucleotides long. RefSeq lists its product as hypothetical. The transcript has a single exon. The coding region runs from base 72 to 629 and encodes 185 amino acids. The record is from RefSeq and is a predicted model, not a curated record. Lineage: Eukaryota; Haptophyta; Isochrysidales; Noelaerhabdaceae.